CGAACGACUACUAUGAGGGCUGGCGGCGUACAGCGUACGGUCGCUGCGACGUUGCUGUUGUUUUCUUGCGUCCUGCCGGGAUGGGCCUCUUCCGGGGAUCGCUCACAGGAAUAUCAAGCUUGCGUUUCUCUGUGCACUUCGGGCAGUUGCGCGACGUAUUCGCCCUCAUUGCUUUCGCGUAUAACGCGGUGGACAUGCGCCGACGAGUGUAAAUAUGCUUGCAUGCAUCAAAUAACGAACCGGGACAUCACGACAAAAGUCAGGCUGCAUCAAUAUUACGGGAAAUGGCCUUUCUGGCGUUUCGCGGGCAUGCAGGAACCUGCAUCCGUUCUAUUCUCGCUCCUCAAUCUCUGGUACCACGUAAAAGGGGCCAGCCGCAUUCGAAGAUAUGUCCCAGAUGGCCAUCCUAUGAAGCGGUAUUAUCUGACAUGGGCUGCUGUGAGCGUUAAUGCCUGGGUCUGGUCGUCCGUAUUCCAUACGCGAGAUCUGCCGACAACAGAGAAACUCGAUUAUUUCUCUGCUGCGCUUGCCAUCCUAUACGCAAUAUACUACACCGUUGUGCGGUUCUUCCACAUCUAUCCUGCGAAGCCAUCGAAUCGCCUGACCCUCACCUCUGGGCGUGGCACAAUAUACUCCAAAACCUAUAUCCUAUGGUCUGCGCUGUGCAUCGCUGUCUAUCUGUCGCAUGUAGGGUACUUGCUCUCGCUGCCCCGCUUCGACUACACGUACAACAUGGUAUUCAAUCUGACCCUGGGUAUCCUCCACAACGUCCUAUGGCUGCUCUACUCAUUGCCAUCGUGGAUACCUGUCCUGAAAAGAUUUCCCCUGCGACCGAGGUCAUACCGACCCGCUUACGCAGGUAAGGCGGCUGCCUUCGUCCUGUUGACGACCCUCGCCACCGCCUUGGAAUUGUUCGACUUUUUCCCGUGGUUCAGAAUAAUUGAUGCGCACUCGCUAUGGCAUUUAUCCACUGCUCCCAUAACGCUGUUCUGGUACGACUUCCUAAUCCAGGACGCCCUCGACGAAGGAUGGCGAGGGAUGAAAGCAUAA
This is a messenger RNA of Gloeophyllum trabeum ATCC 11539, 1050 nucleotides long. Its product is annotated as Per1-like protein. Bases 13 to 1050 code for a protein of 345 amino acids. Gene Ontology annotation, biological process: GPI anchor biosynthetic process. Gene Ontology annotation, cellular component: endoplasmic reticulum membrane. The transcript has 2 exons. Gene Ontology annotation, molecular function: hydrolase activity, acting on ester bonds. The record is from RefSeq and is a predicted model, not a curated record. NCBI's taxonomy places the organism in Eukaryota, Fungi, Basidiomycota, Agaricomycetes, Gloeophyllales, Gloeophyllaceae.